This is a messenger RNA of Sinocyclocheilus rhinocerous, 3691 nucleotides long. RefSeq names its product lysyl oxidase-like 2b (gene loxl2b). Gene Ontology annotation, biological process: peptidyl-lysine oxidation; collagen fibril organization; sprouting angiogenesis. Gene Ontology annotation, cellular component: membrane. The coding region runs from base 115 to 2412 and encodes 765 amino acids. The record is from RefSeq and is a predicted model, not a curated record. The transcript is spliced from 14 exons. Gene Ontology annotation, molecular function: copper ion binding; protein-lysine 6-oxidase activity. NCBI's taxonomy places the organism in Eukaryota, Metazoa, Chordata, Actinopteri, Cypriniformes, Cyprinidae.
UUUAGGGGAUGUGCAACAGCUGAGAGAAGCAGAGAUUCACAAUCGGAGGAGUAUUCUACUGUGAAAGUUGCACUCGCAGCCAAAGCCAUAAAAACCUUCUGAGCCUCUAUCAUUAUGCUAGCCUUCUGGUCUGUGUCAUUUGUACUGUUGUGCUUAUGGAGAUUUAGUUAUGCACAGUAUGAGCAUUUGGGUUACCUUCCGGGCUACCAAGACCCUGCACAGGACCUUUAUACUGUUCCAGAGCUUCCUAAAGAUACGCCCAGGAUACAGCUACGUCUGGCAGGAGAGAAACGCAAGCACAACGAAGGGCGCGUUGAGGUCUUCUAUGAAGGGGAGUGGGGGACUGUGUGUGAUGAUGAUUUCACCAUUCAUGCAGCCCAAGUUGUAUGCAGAGAACUGGGUUAUUUUGAAGCAGUCUCCUGGUUUCCCUCAUCUAAAUAUGGGAAGGGAGAAGGUCGUAUCUGGUUUGACAAUGUCCACUGCACGGGGAAUGAGAGGAGCUUGGCCCAGUGUGAGUCUAAUGGCAUAGGAGUGUCUGAUUGUAAGCAUACUGAAGAUGUCGGGGUGGUUUGCAGUGACAAGAGAAUCCCAGGAUUCAAGUUUGUGAACACCCUUACCAACAACAUCAAUAGUCUGAACAUUCAGGUGGAGGAUGUUCGUAUACGCCCCAUUUUGUCAUCAUAUCGUAAGCGCAUCCCAGUGACAGAGGGCUAUGUGGAGGUGAAGGAUGGAGGCAAGUGGAAGCAGAUUUGUGAUGAUGAGUGGAUUCAAAUGAACAGCAGGGUUAUCUGUGGCAUGUUCGGCUUUCCUGGAGACAAGAGAUACAACACCCGUGUGUACAAGAUGUUUGCCCGCCGGAGAAAGCCAACAUACUGGGAUUACUCCAUAAAUUGCACCGGAAAUGAAGCUCAUUUGUCUAGCUGUAAGCUGGGCCACAUGCUCUCCAUUAAAGCCAAUAGCACGUGUGAGCAGGGCAGUCCUGUGGUAGUCAGCUGCGUCCCUGGCAGAGCUUUCGCCCCGACUCCCAUGGAAGGAUACAAGAAGGCCUUCAGACAGGAGCAACCCCUGGUGCGUCUCAGAGGUGGAGCUGUAGUUGGAGAGGGGCGUGUGGAGGUGUUGAAAAAUGGAGAAUGGGGCACGAUCUGUGAUGACAACUGGAAUCUCGUAGCAGCUACUGUGGUGUGUCGUGAGCUUGGAUUUGGAAGUGCCAAAGAGGCUCUUUCUGGAGGUCAACUUGGACAAGGAAUGGGCCCUGUACAUAUGAAUGAAGUUAAAUGUUCUGGCUUUGAGAAGUCCGUCACUGAGUGCCCCUUCAGUAUGGACAAAGACUCUGAAGGCUGCAGUCAUGAGGAAGACGCAGGCGUGAGGUGCAAUGUUCCUGCCAUGGGCUUUCAACAGAGGCUGCGUUUGAGUGGAGGUCGUAACCCCUUCGAAGGCCGUGUGGAGGUUCUAAUGGAGCGCAACGGUUCUCUGGUGUGGGGGACUGUGUGUGGUGAGGGCUGGGGCACAAUGGAGGCCAUGGUGGUCUGCAGACAGCUAGGCCUGGGUUUCGCAAGCCAUGCUUUCCAGGAGACAUGGAUCUGGCCUGGUGCAGUGAAUGCAGAUUCAGUGGUAAUGCGUGGGGUGAGGUGUGCAGGAACAGAGAUGUCUCUCUCCCACUGUCUGCAUCAUGGAGAAUAUCUCAGCUGCCCUAAAGGUGGAGGCCGCUUUGCUGCUGGAGUUUCCUGCUCUGAGACUGCCCCAGAUCUAGUGCUCAACCCCCAGUUCGUGGAACAGACCACAUACUUAGAGGACCGUCCUAUGUUCAUGUUACAGUGCGCUUAUGAGGAGAACUGCCUGGGCUCCACUUCCAGUUCCACCCCAGGCAACUCCUAUCGCCGGCUUCUCCGGUUCUCCUCCCAGAUCCACAACAAUGGACAAUCUGACUUCAAACCCAAAGCCUCCAGAGAGAGCUGGGUUUGGCAUGACUGCCACAGGCACUAUCACAGCAUGGAAGUAUUCACCCACUAUGACCUACUUAGCAACAACGGCACCAAGGUGGCAGAGGGACACAAAGCAAGCUUUUGUCUAGAGGACUCAGAAUGUGAUGAAGGAAUUGAGAAAAGGUACGAGUGUGCAAACUUUGGUGAGCAAGGGAUCACAGUGGGCUGCUGGGAUACAUACAGACAUGAUAUUGACUGCCAGUGGGUGGACAUUACAGAUGUUAAACCGGGAGACUACAUAUUCCAGAUCGUAAUUAACCCCAAUUAUGAGGUUGCAGAGUCAGAUUACACCAAUAACAUUGUCAAAUGCAGAUGUCGAUAUGAUGGUCACCGUAUAUGGAUGUAUAAUUGCCAUAUAGGGGGCUCCUUUAGUGCAGAGACAGAAGACACCUUCCCUGGCCUGAUCAACAACCAGGUGACCCAUAGGUAAAAGAGUGGCCCUGAAGAAUAUCCAGAAACCACGGCCAACCAGUGAGAUUAUCAAGUGCCCUGAACCACUACACCUCUCUAGAGGGCCUUUCAUCUCAGCAGUAAUUCCAUGGUACUCUUUCAAUUAUGCUCAGUGUCACCACAUAGCCAGCACAGUCAGUCCUCUACUGUUUUACAGGACUAAACAUCACUUUUUCAGUUGAGAACUCAGAUUUGAGGCAGGAACUGACUCUGAAAACAGCUCUUUGGCUGAGAUUAACAGACUGAAAUGCUGUUUUUCCCUCUCACUGCUGAGCCAGAAGCAAUUCUGAAACCUCAUUCUUUCUUUGUUUGCUGCUGGUGUUGAAGAUGAAACUGUGGAGAACUCUCAAGUGAACUCACUUCAGACAUGAAAGGAACUCUGGUGCACUUUAUUUUCUUUCUUUUUUUUUAUUAAUUGACAGGACUUGUGGUUUAGGUCUUUUUGUAAGCGUUUUGAUAAGGUGAGAGGACUUUCCUCAGAUGAGUCUUCUGAAAGAAUAUUACAUAAAUCUACAGAAUAAUAAAGGCAUGAAGAGACCUUUUUCUUUUUUUGUGUCAUGCAUUUCAGAUAAAUACUUUGGCAUUUCGAAAACCAAGCUGAUGACGUCUGCUUAUAGAUAUUAUUGGCUAUUAUUCAAGUACCUUAUGGGUUUGUAGUGGAAACAACUGAUGCAUUAGAAAUAUAUUAUGAGCCUUACAAUAUUUUCUAUCAAUGUCCAAUUUCAUCAGUAUUUUCAGGAAUUAUGUUGUUACAUUAUGAAUUGCAGUGUAAGAAAACUUAAACCUACCCAUUCAGAUAAGUGGUUCAUAAACACUGGCAUCCUAGGAGCAGGUGACCCUGUGCAAACUCUAUUAGUUUUGUUUUGGGUUUUUGCCCACCCUGUUCUUGAUGUUAUUUUGAAUUCACUGACGGUGGACAAUCAUGCAUUAUUUACUCUAUUGAAUCUGACUGGAAACAUCACAAGCAGUCUGAUCCUUUCCAGCUGUUGAUGCAAGAGUAUUCAUAGUAUUUCAUCAUGCAAGUAUUAAAUAACUUAUUUUAAGACAGGGAUUUGAGAUGCUAUUUCAUAAUUUCUUUGUUUUUUUAAUGUGGAAAGUCUUUCAUUUGUUGUCUGUCAAUGGUGCUAAAAUAGUGUUAUCCUCUGUUUUUUGAGGGACAGUAUCAGCUAAUUUUAUAUUAUGCUUACUUGAAUGGAUGUAAAAAUCAUGGAUGUAUGCGAUGUAUCGUAAUAAACAUGCAUUAUUUGGCAAAAAAAAAA